Punica granatum (pomegranate) is the source of this 3947-nucleotide messenger RNA. Lineage: Eukaryota; Viridiplantae; Streptophyta; Magnoliopsida; Myrtales; Lythraceae. The record is from RefSeq and is a predicted model, not a curated record.
UAGAACAACCGGAGCUCUUGAUCAGGAGGCUAUGGUAUCCUUCAGGAAAGCAUAAUAAUCAGCUAGAGAGCGAUAGCUCUCACUUUUCAGCACCAGCAUACAGCCACAUAGUGUAAAAGCAGCUGACAGAGAGAGAGGGACCAACGGCCUACAACCACCACUGCCGGAGGCGGUUUCCGGUGAGCAUGACAGCCCCCACCAAUCGCCAUUGCCACCAUUACAACCUCCAUGCCAUCACUUUGACUUGCAUUGAAUGCUGAAUAUUUUGCUCACAUGCAUUUGGGUUUUGGUGUGAAGCCUAAGCAAACUCUCCCUCUCUUUGUUUAGUCCUUCAGUUAAUUCUCUCCUUCCUCUUUCCAUGGAGCUUAUCACCUAAAGAUUUGGACUUUUGCUUUGCUUUACUUCACUUUACUUCUCCUUCUCUCUAAUCCACCAUAGCAGCCACCUCGGAGCAGCCCGUUCCCAGCCCCAUCAAUGGCCAAAAGGAGCCAUUUUUGUCCCUUCCCUCCUCUGUGCUUCUUCUUCUUCUGGUUCUGGGUCAUUGCACGGGAAGCCAUUGUUGUGGGCUCUCUGUCCUCUGAUGGGCAAGCCCUCCUCUCCCUCCUCUCUGGGGUGGACCCACCUUCGAAGACCUCGUCUCCGUUGCUCUCCUCAUGGGACCCAUCAACCCCAACUCCAUGUUCAUGGCGGGGCGUCACCUGUUCUGCCCAGAACAGAGUAAUCUCUGUUUCCCUCCCAAACACCUUCCUCAACCUCUCCUCUCUCCCUCCUUCCCUCUCUUCCCUCUCCUCUCUGCAACUCCUCAACCUCUCCUCCACCAACGUCUCCGGCGCAAUCCCACCGUCAUUGGGCCAACUCUCCAACCUCCACCUCCUCGACCUCUCGUCCAACUCCCUCACUGGGCCCAUCCCUCCGGAGCUUGGCAACCCCUCUGCCCUCCAGUUCCUCUUCCUCAACUCCAACAAGCUCUCCGGCAGGAUCCCACCUCACCUCUCCAACCUCACCUCGCUCCAGCUCCUCUGCCUCCAGGACAAUCUCCUCAACGGGUCGAUCCCGCCGCAGUUCGGCACCUUAGUCUCCCUUCAGCAGUUCCGGGUGGGAGGCAACCCUUCUCUCACCGGGGAGAUCCCUCCUCAGUUGGGCCUACUCACGAACUUAACCACAUUUGGGGCAGCUGCCACGGGCCUCUCGGGCUCUAUCCCGCCCUCGUUCGGGAACCUCGUCAGCCUCCAGACUCUGGCUUUGUAUGAUACCGACCUCACGGGCUCAAUCCCGCCUGAGCUGGGGUCCUGCGGGGAGCUGACAAACCUGUACCUCCACAUGAAUAAGCUCACCGGGGCAAUACCUUCCCAGUUGGGGAAGUUGCAGAAGGUCACUAGCCUUCUCCUGUGGGGGAAUUCGCUCACCGGUCCAAUCCCGAAGGAGCUCUCGAAUUGCUCGUCCCUUGUGGUUCUCGAUGUCUCUGCCAAUGACCUGUCCGGUGAAAUCCCGGGCGACCUAGGAAAGUUGGGUCAACUGGAGCAGCUUCAUCUUUCGGAUAAUUUGUUAUCGGGCCCAAUCCCGUCUCGGCUCGGUAACUGUACGAGCCUCACUGCCCUUCAGCUCGACAAGAACCAAUUGAGCGGGACGAUCCCACCUCAAGUAGGGGAGCUGAAAUCCCUGCAGAGCUUCUUCCUUUGGGGGAACUCUGUGUCGGGGACGAUACCGAGCGCCUUUGGGAACUGCACGGAACUGUAUGCUCUCGACCUCUCGAGGAAUAAGCUCACUGGACCAAUCCCGGAUGAAAUAUUCAGCCUCAAGAAGCUAAGCAAGCUCCUGCUGUUGGGCAAUUCCCUCUCGGGUGGGCUGUCCCCGAAGGUCUCGAAUUGUCAGUCUUUGGUCAGGUUGAGACUUGGAGAGAACCAGCUUUCAGGCCACAUCCCUCGAGAAAUUGGGCAGCUAGAGAACCUCGUGUUUCUCGAUCUCUACAUGAACUGGUUCUCGGGUAAUUUGCCUUAUGAAAUCUCAAACAUUACAGUUCUUGAAUUGCUUGAUGUGCACCAGAAUUAUAUCACAGGCGAGGUUCCAUCACAGUUGGGUGAGCUUGUGAACUUAGAGCAGCUUGAUCUUAGCCAUAACAGUUUCACUGGUGCGAUUCCGCCGAGCUUUGGGAAUGUGAGUUACUUGAACAAGCUGAUCCUGAAUAAUAAUCUGUUCACGGGUCCAAUUCCAAGUUCGGUUAGGAACUUGAAGAAGCUGACAUUGCUUGACCUGAGCUUCAAUAGCCUGACUGGGGAAAUCCCGCCUGAGAUUGGGUCCAUUAUGAGCUUGGCGAUUGGCUUAGACCUAAGCAACAAUGGGUUCACUGGCCAGAUACCUGAGUCAUUCUCCGAUUUAACUCAGCUGCAGUCGCUCGAUUUAUCCCACAACUCGCUGAGCGGGAACAUCAAGGUCCUGAGAUAUCUUACAAGCCUCACCUCGCUGAACCUGUCAUACAACAACUUCUCAGGCCCAAUACCUGUGAGCCCGUUCUUCAGGACCUUGUCCUCGAGCUCAUACCUCCAAAACCUGAACCUCUGCCAGUCAAUGGAUGGGGUCACCUGUUCUUCGGGCCUGUUUGGGAGGAAAGGUCUGAAGUCUGCAAAGACUAUUGCUCUCGUCUCGGUGAUCUUGGCAUCAGUCACAGUGGCAAUCCUUGUCUCGUGGAUACUGAUCAUCCGGAAUAAAAUGUACGCCCCUGAGAAAUCGCUGGGGGCCUUGGGUGCCCCACCGAGGCCUGAAGACUUCUCGCGUCCAUGGACAUUCAUCCCAUUCCAGAAGGUCAACUUCACGAUCGACAACAUAUUGGAAUGCCUGCAGGAACAAAAUGUGAUCGGGAAGGGAUGGUCGGGGGUGGUUUAUAAGGCCGAGAUGCCCCAAGGGGAAAUCAUUGCAGUGAAGAAGCUCUGGAAGAGUCAGCGGGGUGAAGAGGAACCCGUUGAUUCAUUCGCAGCUGAGAUCCAAAUCCUGGGGCACAUUCGGCAUCGGAACAUUGUGAGACUGCUUGGUUACUGUUCCAAUAAGAGCGUGAAGCUCUUACUUUACAACUACAUUCCAAACGGGAACCUCCAGCAGCUCCUUGAGGUUAACCGAAACCUGGACUGGGAGACGAGGUACAAGAUCGCCAUGGGAUCCGCUCAAGGGCUCGCCUACCUCCACCACGACUGUGUGCCUGCCAUACUUCAUCGAGACGUUAAGUGCAAUAACAUACUCCUGGACUCAAAGUUUGAUGCCUAUUUGGCCGACUUCGGGCUCGCAAAGCUGAUGGGCUCUCCUAAUUAUCGGCAUGCCAUGUCAAGAGUGGCUGGGUCUUAUGGCUACAUUGCUCCAGAAUAUGGCUACACGAUGAACAUAUCGGAGAAGAGCGAUGUGUACAGCUACGGGGUGGUGCUGCUAGAGAUCCUGAGCGGGCGUAGUGCAGUGGAAUCCCAUGCGUCGGGGGAGGGCGGGCUCCACAUUGUUGAGUGGGUCAAGAGGAAGAUGGGGAGCUUCGAGCCCGCAGUGUCGAUCCUCGACGCCAAGCUCCAGGGCCUGCCAGACCAGAUUGUGCAGGAGAUGCUGCAGACCCUGGGGAUAGCGAUGUUCUGCGUGAACUCGUCGCCCGCCGAGCGACCCACAAUGAAGGAGGUGGUGGCCCUGCUGAUGGAGGUGAAGAGCAGCCCACCCGAAGAGUGGGGCAAGACUUCUUCCCAGCCCUUAAUAAAGCAGCCUUCUUGUCAGUGUUAGAUUUAGUUAGUUUCCCCAAUUUUCUUGUCUUUAAUUUCCUUAUCUCUGUUUUCUUAAAUUUGUUUUAGUUUAAUGAAAGACAUUUGGUCAUUGAGAUUUCUUCUAUAUAUGCCCCAAUAGAGAGAGAUUCAUCUUGAGAAGAUUGAAUGUACUAAUUGGGCUUUGUACAGAAUUAGGAGGAAUGCAAUUGAUUUUCUUCUGCA